UUAAAUCACGUACCCGUAUCCAACGUGAAUGUCAAACAUGGCCCUUGUUAUCGGUACAUUACAGACUUAACGGAGUAAAAAGUAUGAACGUCACGAUUUUUUUAACCCAAAAAAAAUUCUUUAGUGACUACGAUUUAACUACUUGAAUGGUAACACAUUUCCAUAUGUGAUUGUAAUAAGUUUAUAGCGAAAAUGGUUUCGAGCCACAUCAGUCGAGGGGUUCGUCUGCUGUUCGGUCAAAUAAAGCGAUAUGCUGUGGCAACAAACCAACCAGCUCGGUGUGUGACCCAGUCGGCGACUCAGCCGGAGCCCUGCACGGCAAAAAACGAGUCCGUUAAUCCGACUUUUAUGAACCGAAACCCGAGGACCCUGGAGCUGAUGGCCCUGGCAGUGAAGGACCGCGGCUGGAAGACGACAUGGCCUCACCGCGAGUUCUACCACAGGUUGGUGUUUUCCCGAAGUCAGAAAUUUGUGACGGCACAAGUCUUCUCAUGCUCCUCACCCGACCCGGUGCUCUCAUGUUCGACCAAAGAGUGGGCACUGAAGAAGGAUCUGCCCUCCACAAACUGCGUGGCGGCCUGUCAGGCCGUGGGUGAGGUGCUGGCGCAUCGAUGCAACCAGGCUGGCAUCACCAGGAUGGUGUACAGGGCCAUUCCCUGGACAUAUCGCUCAGAUGCCGUUCAGUCAUUCCGGGCAGCAAUGAAAGCUGGAGGAAUCAUCCUCAGUGAACCCAGAAGGAAAUACAUUGAAUCCUAAAUUUAGGGCUCAUAUGUUUUGUAAAAUUCAUUUUCAUGUUGAAAUAGCCAUCAUGCCAAUACAAUGACACAAUUGGGAUGUUU
Molecule: messenger RNA, 839 nt
Organism: Syngnathus acus (greater pipefish)
Lineage: Eukaryota; Metazoa; Chordata; Actinopteri; Syngnathiformes; Syngnathidae
Gene: mrpl18
Product: mitochondrial ribosomal protein L18
Exons: 4
Coding region: 193-756 (187 amino acids)
Biological process (GO): translation
Cellular component (GO): mitochondrion; ribosome
Molecular function (GO): 5S rRNA binding; structural constituent of ribosome
Source: RefSeq, a predicted model, not a curated record